AUGGUUGAGACGUCAUCGAUGACGCGCAAGAUGCGUCACGAGAACACGUGCACAGCUAACGAGACGGCUCUGGAGGCGCUCAAGAGACAGACAGGCAUGCCGGAUGAGGUGUGUCUGUGCUACAGCGGCAUCCCGGGGGCAGUCUACGGUGUCUGUUCGCGCGCUAACAUACCAGUCGGUACUUGGAUGGGUCCGUACGAAGGCCGCUACGUGGCGCUGCAGGACCUCGGUCCGCAAGUUGACUCAUCGGCGCUGUGGGAGGUCUACGAGAAGGGACAAGUGACGCAUUUCAUAGAGGGCAGCACCUGGAUGCGGUACGUUCAGAGCGCCCGCUACUGGCAGGAGCAGAACAUGGCCGCCGUGCAACAGGGCGGCAUGGUCUACUACCGUGUCACCCGCAGCAUCGCGCCCGGCGAGGAACUGCUCGCCUACUACGGUGACUCCUACGCGCACUUCAUGGGCAUCCCGCUCACCCUUAAGCAACUCUCGAUCGAAGACUCCAACGACUGGCACCUCUGGAAAUGCGGACAGUGUUUCAAGACGUUUACCCAACGCAUCCUGUUGCAGAUGCACGUCUGCGCUCAGAACCCAGAUCGGCCAUAUCAGUGCGGACACUGCACGGCGGCCUACGUGCACGCCUCAGAACUCCGGAAUCACGUCGUCACGCACACGAGCGAGCGGCCGUUCCGCUGCGGGUUUUGCGGACGCGCAUUCGCCGGCACGACGACGCUGAAGAAUCACAUGCGCACGCACACGGGCGAGCGACCCUUUAAAUGCGAGCAGUGCAAUGCGAUGUUUUCACAGUCGGCGCAACUCAGCCGCCACCAGAAGGUACCAGGAGAGUGCCCCGCGAAGCCUAGCGACGGAACAGAGACCAAGACUCCAGCCGCAGCGACGAAGAAGCAAUCGUAAGGGAUGUAUUUGAAGGAAGGCAUUGUUGGAAGGCCACCGCGUGGAUGUCAUCAUAAGGAAGCUAACGUCAGGAGGCAAUGAUAGCAGCAAAGGACGGAAGACAUCAGAGACACCCACUGCUGAGAAAAAUAUAGCAUGACAGCCAUUCAAUUGGGUUCAAGGUCAGAGGAGCGGUAAAGACUAUGCCACGUGACGUGCUCGUCACUGCGCGUCAUCACUAUGACCUCUGACAAUAACG
Messenger RNA from Priapulus caudatus, 1150 nucleotides. Its product is annotated as PR domain zinc finger protein 12-like. The coding region runs from base 1 to 912 and encodes 303 amino acids. The transcript is spliced from 7 exons. Gene Ontology annotation, cellular component: nucleus. The record is from RefSeq and is a predicted model, not a curated record. Gene Ontology annotation, molecular function: protein binding. NCBI's taxonomy places the organism in Eukaryota, Metazoa, Priapulida, Priapulimorpha, Priapulimorphida, Priapulidae.